Messenger RNA from Dipodomys spectabilis (banner-tailed kangaroo rat), 2247 nucleotides. It is a transcript of the gene Prkrip1, whose product is annotated as PRKR interacting protein 1. Gene Ontology annotation, biological process: negative regulation of protein kinase activity. Bases 97 to 663 code for a protein of 188 amino acids. Lineage: Eukaryota; Metazoa; Chordata; Mammalia; Rodentia; Heteromyidae. The record is from RefSeq and is a predicted model, not a curated record. Gene Ontology annotation, cellular component: nucleolus. The transcript is spliced from 6 exons. Gene Ontology annotation, molecular function: protein kinase binding; double-stranded RNA binding; protein kinase inhibitor activity.
UGCGCGUGCGUUCCCGGAGCUCGCGCCGGUCUGACGUCAGAAGCGCGCGCCGCUUUUGCAGUCGCGCUCCUCCGGUGGAGCCGGUGGGCAGCUGUCAUGGCGAGCUCCGCAGCCGCUUCCGUGCGACCACCAAGACCCAAGAAGGAGCCGCAGGCGCUCGUCAUCCCCAAGAGCGCGGCGGAAGAGCAGAAGCUCAAGCUGGAGCGGCUCAUGAAAAACCCGGACAAAGCUGUUCCAAUUCCAGAAAAAAUGAGUGAAUGGGCACCAAGACCUCCCCCAGAAUUUGUUCGUGAUGUAAUGGGUUCCAGUGCUGGGGCAGGCAGUGGAGAGUUCCACGUGUACAGGCAUCUUCGCCGUAGAGAGUACCAGCGGCAGGACUACAUGGACGCCAUGGCCGAGAAGCAAAAAUUAGAUGCAGAGUUCCAGAAGCGGCUGGAAAAGAAUAAGAUAGCUGCCGAGGAACAGACUGCAAAGCGCCGGCGAAAGCGCCAAAAAUUAAAAGAGAAGAAAUUACUGGCAAAGAAGAUGAAACUUGACCAGAAGAAACAAGUGGAAGGACCUGGCCCGUCCCAGGAGCAGCGGGCCAGCAGCUCUGAGGAGGCGUCUGGAACCGACCAGGAGGAGGAGGAAGAGGAGGAGCCCAGCUUCAUCAUGGGUCGAUGAAGUGCUUACAUGGCAGCUGUCAAGAGCCUGGCUGAUUGUGCGACCCGGGCCUGGGGCAUUCGGAGCUGGGAGUGGGAGUCGGAGCCCGCACACUGACGCUGAGGCCCCACCCGCUGGAAGGGAGCGCGCCUCCCCUCCCCUCACGCCAUCCUCUCCUAUCGGAGCUGGCUUCUGUGCAGGGAUGUUUACUUAGUAAAGAACAAAAAGCCUUUAGGUUUUGUUCAGACAUGUGAAAACAUUAAUUAGCACAGCCAUCAGGAGGCCUGCAGUGACACGGUAGAGGCGGCCUCAACAUCGGACAGGUCCAGCUCCCACACCUCCCAGGCACACCAUGGGACUACAUGGGGCUGCGUAGCCCGCACCACAGGUGCCUAACUCUGUUCUCUGCAGCAGAGGGAGGCUGGCCCUGGGAAGGCAGCAGGUGGCCAGAAAAAUACAGGAAGAAGACCCAGGCUGGGCUGAGCAGGGAGAGGCCUGGGCGCCUUGCCAUGCUACAGGUGGACAUUGGCGAAGAUGCCCUUUCAUCCUGCAUCCAAGGGGAUGAACAGGAGCGUACCAGAACCAGGCAGCCCGCACAGGGUGUGGAGACUGUGACAGACCUCAUUAGAGCCCUUGUUCUGUGUUUAGGUGACCUCCAACUACUACUAUCUCCGUGUGGGCCCUUUUUUCCUAUGCCCCAGCACUAGUACAGGGGAGUGUCGUUGUGAUCAUUCCAUCACUCCGUCACCUCCCCCUCCCGCCACGUAUCCUUUGCUUUUCAUGGACUCGGGUAGUGUUGGUUUGGAGUGAGGGAGAUCCGAGAGUGUGGGUCUUUCUUUCCUUCUGCCUUGUAGCUCCCUGGCCCCACUCUGAGUGCGUGACACCUUCUGUUAUCUCUGCUCCUGUGCCUUCCCAGGAGGCUGAAAUCUAUCACCCCCAUUGGUACUGCCUGGCACAUCUGGACACCUCUGUCUCCCAUCUGGUGUCUGGUUCCUCUGUGUGCAGUGAGUGGGCAGUGGGAGCCGUUCUGGCAUCAGUGCCACGUGCUGCAUGGCUCCCCUCUGCCUUCAGGGUGUUACUUGUUUGUGUUACAUGGUGUCAUUGAGAAGGCAGGGUGACCGUGCACCACAGGCCACAACUCGGGAUCAUGCGGUAACAUCCCAGGCAGCACGUGGCUAAGGGAAGUCUGGAACCAAGCCACAGGGUGUAUAUAGUGUAAUUUCAGGCUCGGAACCUCAGUCUACAGCUGUACCACCCUGAGUGCACCAGCUCUCAUCUGACCGUGGAAAGGUUGAGCUCCAAGGUAGGACUUCAUUCCCUCCCUCCCUCCCUCCUUCCCUCCUUCCCUCUCUCCCUGGACACUGCUGUGGCAGCCCUGGUCAGGCCUCCAGUUGGGUUUACUGAACAUGAUUUGUUUCCCAGCUACGUGACUAGAUUCCAUCUGCAGUUAUGCUGUCCUGGGCAGAGGCUGUGGCUCGUAGUCCCUCUACUUGAGCUCCCAGGGUGCCAGCACAUGGGUGGGAUGAUGGCGUGCUGUGGGUCUAAGGCAGUUCUAAGGGCAGCUGCUGGACUCAUGGACUCUGUGAGUGUGUUCAUUAAAGCUGA